AUGCAUCCACAUGAAGUUUGUGUCAGGCAGUGAAGAGAUACACCCGGAGGGAAAAUAAAAGAGUGGCAGAUAAACUGUGAGCACAUUCAAGAGCCACACAGGGAAAGCUUUGAGAUAAAAGAGCCAUCUAGAGGAUGAAGUGUGUUGCUGCUGUUGUGUUGCUGAGUCUCUUGUCAUUGGGACAAUCAGCUCCUCUGAGCGGCUGUGACAGUCUGGUAAAACCAAUAACUAUCAGCAAUGAAGACAUGUUGGGUAGGUGGCUGUACAUCGGGGGGAGCUCUGACCUCCCAGGAAGCCGUUCCCUGGGACACCUGCUGACUAGCGCCUGGCUGGACCUCACUGCAACCACACAGAGUAACAAACUGAAUGUCAUCCAGACUCAGAGAAUAUAUGGCGAUUGUUCAAGCUUAGCAUACAGCGUGACUUUUGAAAAUAGCACAAUGUUAAUUGAGGAACCUUUCUACCUCAAAGAAGUCUACCUGCCAACUGACUGCUCAGACUGCCUGGUUGUUCAUGAAGAAAUAAUCUCUAGCAAGCAUACUUUUACCAGUCUUCUGCUUUUUAGUAAGAGACAGAGUGUCUCACCUGAUGUUCUGGAGAUGUUGAAGCGACAAGCAGAGUGUCUGCGAAUGCCGUCGCCAAUAAUGAUCGACACAAACUAUGAAAUCUGCCCUGACAACAUCCCAACCUCAGAUGGGCUCAGUGCGCUCAACAAAUUAUUAGAGGCCAAGAUGGGACAUCGAGUUGCAAGACUCCUGGAUACUUUUUUUGACAUGUUUGUGAACUGAUUUAUUAUUAGUUUUGAUUUUGUGCCACAAGUCAUUUUGUUUGAAAAAGCAUGGAUUUUUUUCUGCUAUAAAUAAGUAAUUAAGAAAAUGUAGAAACUGCCAUGUUUUCUUGUACCUAUUGGCAGCAGUAGUAAUAUCAUUAUUAAUAUUUUGUUUUGUUUGAUAUCGCACAUUCUGAAAUCUAAAAGAUAUUCUUAAAAACAAGA
Molecule: messenger RNA, 994 nt
Organism: Scomber scombrus (Atlantic mackerel)
Lineage: Eukaryota; Metazoa; Chordata; Actinopteri; Scombriformes; Scombridae
Exons: 6
Coding region: 135-788 (217 amino acids)
Source: RefSeq, a predicted model, not a curated record